Messenger RNA from Penicillium cinerascens, 909 nucleotides. RefSeq names its product pirin family protein. NCBI's taxonomy places the organism in Eukaryota, Fungi, Ascomycota, Eurotiomycetes, Eurotiales, Aspergillaceae. The transcript has a single exon. The record is from RefSeq and is a predicted model, not a curated record. The coding region runs from base 1 to 909 and encodes 302 amino acids.
AUGUCCACUGCUCGUGCUAUUCGUCAGGUCUUCCUUGCCGUUGAGCAGGCCGAGGGUGCAGGUGCACGCGUCCGCCGCUCAAUCGGUACCGCCAAACUGCGCAAUUUCAGCCCAUUCCUGAUGCUCGACCACUUCACCAUUGGCAAGGGCGCUGGUUUCCCAGACCACCCUCAUCGCGGCCAAGAGACCAUCACCUACUUGCUCUCCGGCGGUGUAGACCACGAAGAUUUUGCAGGCAACAAGGGCACCAUUGGCCCCGGUGAUUUGCAGUUCAUGACCGCCGGUCGUGGUAUCAUGCACGCCGAGAUGCCCCACGAGAAUGAAGACGGCAGCCCCAACGUCGGUAUGCAGCUGUGGGUGGAUCUGCCCCAGAAGCUGAAGAUGUGCGAGCCGCGCUACCGUGACCUUCGUGCUACCGAAAUUCCCAUCGCCAAGGUUGAUGAUGGUCGUGUCACCGUUAAGGUCAUCUCCGGCCAGUCGCAUGGUGUCGACUCCGUCCGUGACUUGGCCUACACCCCGGUUUGGAUUUUUGAUAUCACUAUUAAACCCGGUGGCCGUAUAUCGCAGGCCCUGCCGCAGGGUUGGAAUGCUUUCGCUUAUACCCUCUCGGGUGACACGAUUUUUGGCUCAAAUGACUCUUCUCGCGUUGUCAAGGAGUUCCACAAUGUUGUCUUUGAGCAGGCCGGAGACCUGGUCGAGGCAUCCGUUCCGGACACUGCAGACUCCGAGGCUCGUUUCAUGAUCGUUGCAGGUCAGCCUCUGGACCAGAAGGUCGUCCAGUACGGCCCAUUCGUGCUGAACAGCCAAGAAGAGGUCUAUCAAGCCAUGCUCGACUACCAAACAGCGUCGAAUGGGUUCGAGAGAACUCGUGGAUGGGAAAGUGAGAUUGGCAAGCGCAUGGGCUACUAA